Chenopodium quinoa (quinoa) is the source of this 3424-nucleotide messenger RNA. Its product is annotated as U-box domain-containing protein 3-like. The transcript is spliced from 5 exons. Lineage: Eukaryota; Viridiplantae; Streptophyta; Magnoliopsida; Caryophyllales; Amaranthaceae. Gene Ontology annotation, biological process: protein ubiquitination. Bases 744 to 3062 code for a protein of 772 amino acids. Gene Ontology annotation, molecular function: ubiquitin-protein transferase activity; protein binding. Gene Ontology annotation, cellular component: nucleus; cytoplasm. The record is from RefSeq and is a predicted model, not a curated record.
AUGUUCUAACCUUUUACGCCAUUACCCCACACUAACUCAAGGGACAUAAGCAGGGGCUACAGGAAAAGUUGUCAUAGACUAGUUUUACAUGAUUGCCUUGCAGACUAAAACUUGACUUCAAUAAGAGAUUUGGGGUUACAAUUUCUGUUUUUUUUUUCUUUUUUUUUGCUUUUAUGGUUUUCUCAUUCUUUUGUAUCUAUCGCGCUGAGAUAUGUGUGGUUCAUAUAUGUCAAAUUGACGAGAAGGAAAACUUUUAAUUAUUAGUUGAAGGCUGUUAUGAUUAAGUGCUUGAAGCUUAGGAACUUGGUCUGAUUAAGCUUGCUUUAGAUGUAAAUUUUAUUCUUCUGUAUUGAGAUGGCAUGUAUGUUGGGUUAGAUUGAUGUCUGUAGGAGUUUUCUAUGAUCUAUCUUUUGGACAUGGAAGUUCCAUGGGGCCUCACAGUACAGAAGCAAUAUGAAAUUCUGUCUCCUUUCUUCCUGCUGAACUUAAGAAACUUGAUUCUCUGCUGAAUCUAGUCUGUUUGUCAUUGGUGUCAAAGUUUAUGUUCCUAUCUUUAUUAGAUUGAGCCUCUCCUUUGUAUGUUCUUUUUUAGCUUGGAGCUUUCUGCAUCAGAUAGAACGCUUUCCAAACUGACUUGUAGGGCAAGUGCCCGUCUUUUUUUUUUUUUUAAAACAUAGGGAAAUGAAGAGAUCUACUCUGUUGAAAGAUGUCUUUAGCUUAUGAAUUAUUAGCACAUCAGUGAAAUGGAGACUACAUAUAUGAGAUGUCUGAACAACAGUAUUUCUCGAUUCAUUCAUUUAAUGUCAUGUCAGACAUCAAAGGCUAUGCCUACUCAAAAUGAUUUUGAGAGUUUGGCUAUUAUGCUGAAACAUUUGAAACCUGUCCUUGAUGAAAUUAAUGAUGAUGACAAGAUAGCUUCAGAAGGAAAUUUAUGGAAGGAGUGUGAAGAUUUGGAUGCUUACAUCAAUUCUGCAAGAGAAUUUAUGGAACGAUGGUCGCUGAAAAUGAGCAAACUUUUGACUGUUUCACAAAGUGAGCAAUUGCUGAAAAGAAUCAGGAGUUCUUCCCUUGAGAUAUGUGGUAUAUUAUGUAGGUUAUUACGGACAUCAUCGUCUUCAUCUAGUUUUGCUGGUGUGCAAGUAUGUACCGAGAUAAUGCAUUGUGUCCAGGAGCUUCAAAGCUGGCAGCCGGAGCGGAUCUCAGUACACAUUGAACAAGCUCUAAAAAUAAAAAACGACAGCCUGAUUUCUUGCAGUGAACACUUGGCAGAAAUCGCGGAGUCUCUGAGCCUAGCAUCAAAUCAGGAAUUACUUAAAGAGAGUAUUGCUGUUGAAAAGGAAAGGGUGAAAGUUCAUGCGAACAAGUGCACAGAAAAAGUGGAUCAGAUUAACCAAAUUGUGGAUCUCCUGGCUCUUAUUCGUGAUUAUAUGCUAACAAACGGAUGCUUUGGAACAAUGAAUGGCAUUCCUAUCCCUUCAUACUUCCGCUGCCCUUUGUCAUUAGAUUUUAUGUUAGAUCCAGUCAUUGUAGCUUCUGGACAAACAUUUGAGAGGUCGUCCAUCCAAAUAUGGCUUGAUCAUGGGCUAAACACUUGCCCCAAAACCCGCCAAUAUCUUUCGCACACGAAUAUCAUACCAAAUUACACUGUCAAGGCACUGAUAGCAACUUGGUUUCAGGAAAAUAAUCUGAAGCCUCCAAUUAGCUCUGACAGCACUAAUGCCGAUGACAGCACCAGUGCUCAAGAUGUAAUCCGUACUGAUAGUUUCCGUUGCUCAGUUCAUAGCAGUGACUCUAUGUCUAGGUCCUCCUUAGAGAUUGGAGAUGCAGUUGGAAGGCUAAAUAUCGAUGAUCCUUCUGUAUCUGAUGAGGUGAGCUCCAGCAUGUGCCAAGGUUUGGAAGCCAAGAAGUUCAACAACAGUUCCCCUGAACACUCAUAUGCUCAUAGUAGGACCCACUCUGCAACAAGUGCUGUUUCCAGCUGUGAUUACAUGCCUUCAUCAACAACUGAAAUAUCAAGGAUAUCUGACAGGCAUGAAAAUGUAGGCGAGAUCAUGUCAGAACGUUCUACAUGUAAUUCUUUAUCAGGGAGAGGAUCUCAAAGUGCAAAAACGAGUUCUGAGAAUGGGAGCAAUAACUAUUCCAGAGUUAACUCACUUUCAUUCUCUGACUCAGGACAUGAUGAAACAACUACACCAUCCCAUGUUGAUGAAUUGGUCGAAAAACUAAAAAGUCCAUCCAAUGCACUGCAAACUGCAGCUGCAGCCGAGCUACGACUUCUUGCUAAGCACAACAUGAAUAAUCGCAUCAUUGCUGGGAAGUGUGGGGCCAUUGGCCCUUUAAUCUCACUUUUACAAUCUGAUGUAAAGAUAACCCAAGAGCAUGCUGUGACUGCCCUUCUAAACCUUUCACUUAAUGAAGAAAUCAAAGCAAGGAUUGCAGAAGCAGGAGUAAUUAAACCAUUGAUACAUGUUCUUAAGACAGGAACUGAUACAGCUAAAGAAAACUCAGCUGCAGCUCUUUUUAGUCUCUCUCUUCUUGAAGAUUAUAAGUCAAAGAUUGGGCGCUCAGGAGCAAGCAAAGUGCUGGUCGAUCUUCUUGCUAGGGGGACCGUCAGAGGGAAAAAGGAUGCUGCAACUGCCCUGUUUAAUCUCUCCAUCUGUCAUGAAAAUAAAGCUCGAAUAGUUCAAGCUGGAGCAGUGAAGCAUCUUAUUGAGCUUUUAGACCCUCCCACAGGAAUGGUUGACAAAUCUGUAGCCCUUCUCGCAAAUCUAUCCACAAUCUCAGAAGGGCGUAUGGCAAUUGCUAAGGAAGGUGGUAUACCAUUGAUUGUUGAGAUUGUUGAGUCAGGAUCACAAAGAGGAAAGGAAAAUGCUGCUUCUGUGCUGUUGCAAUUGUGUCUCAAUAGUCCCAAGUUUUGCAACUUGGUACUCCAAGAAGGUGCUGUUCCUCCACUUGUUGCUCUAUCUCAGUCGGGAACCCCUAGAGCUAAGGAGAAAGCUCAGCAGCUUCUAAGUCAUUUCCGUACUCAACGUGAAGGGGCUGCAGGCAAGAAGAAAAAGUGAGACAACAUUUGCUACUGCUUUAUUCUUUGUUUUGUAUUUUCAGAGCUAGGCCAUUUGCGUUAGAAAAUCCAUGUCCAUCAUGUAGAUCAGGUAUUCUUUUCAUCGUAAAUCUUUUCAAUCAAGUAUGCCAUCAUUAAAUUUUUGGUUUGUAUAGUACAUAUUAGUUUCUAGUCAGGUAGGGGUUUGUCAGUAAUUAUUUCACCAAAAUUUCAUUAGCUGUCGUGAUGAGCUUGUUCUUGAUUAAGGAUUACUGUGUAUAUAUGUGUAAUAUAGAAUCUUGAUGUUUGCUAUGCAUUGUUCUGUUUGCUUUACAUAUUCAUGUAAAGAUUGCAAUGUUUAAGCAUUCAACGGCUUUUUAGGCA